GGCCGGCGGCGGUAGUGCAGCACUGCUCCUAAACAGCCGAGGUGUGCGCUUGCCUCUUGUCAUACAUCUUCUCCACGUCAGAACUGUGCUGUCCGCUCCUCACAGAUUGAGCUUGUGAACAAAUGCUCAGGGUGGUGAAACACUCAGCGGCACACCGGUUUCUUCUUUUUCGACGAGCUUAAUCUUUGAAAUAUGACUCAGCGUAAGACGGUAAUCAAGCUCGCCAGCAUCUGGUGUGUUUGAUCUGUAAGGAGUGGAAGGGGCAGCAGUGAAGAUGGAGCUGUCCGACGGCUUGUUGCUGCAGGUCAGCAAUGGAGAGCAGUGGUGUAACAGCUGGAAACAUCCCAAUGAAGACGUUGAUCGCAGCACCAGUCCCUCAGUACUGCGCUCUGUUGCCAGGACGUGGAAGGAGGGCCUGCUGAACAGAAAGAGGCCAUUUGUGGGCCGAUGCUGUCACUCCUGUACACCGCAGAGCUGGGAGCAAUUGUUCAACCCCAGCAUUCCAUCUCUGGGCUUGCGUAACGUCAUCUACAUCAAUGAGACCCACACUAGACAGCGGGGCUGGCUGGCACGGAGGCUCAGUUAUGUGCUGUUUGUUAUGGAGAGAGACGUCCACAAGGACAUGUUCACCAGGAAUGUAGUCGACAACGUGCUCAACAGCAGCAGGGUGGAGGCUGCUAUUUUGGAGGUAGCAACAGAGGUGGAAGCUGUGGCAAGCCAACCAGGUCACGAACACAAGGCUGUCAGUAAAGUGAAGCAGAAAGCCAGAGCCUUCCUCCAAGAAAUGGUGGCCAAUGUUUCCCCGGCCUUUAUUAGGCUGACAGGGUGGGUGCUCCUGAGGCUGUUUAAUGGUUUCUUUUGGAGCAUCCAGAUCCAUAAAGGACAGCUGGAAAUGGUGAAGAAAGCUGCCUCAGAGCGAAAACUGCCCAUGGUCUUUCUCCCUGUCCACAAAUCCCACAUCGACUACCUGCUCAUUACGCUGAUUUUGUUCUGUCAUAACAUCAAAGCGCCCCACAUCGCGGCUGGAAACAAUCUUAGCAUCCCAAUCCUCAGCACUGUGAUCCGUAAGCUUGGUGGAUUUUUCAUACGGCGGAGAAUGGACGAGACGAGAGAUGGAAAGAAAGACAUUUUGUACAGGUGUCUCCUGCAUGCAUACACAGAGGAGCUAUUGAGGCAGCAGCAGUUUUUGGAGGUCUUUCUGGAGGGUACUCGGUCCCGCAGCGGCAAGCCCUUUCCAGCACGUGCCGGCAUGCUGUCCAUCGUGGUCGACACGCUGUGCACGGGGGCAAUCGGAGAUGUGCUGGUUGUCCCGGUUGGCAUCUCAUAUGACCGCAUCAUUGAAGGCAACUAUAAUAGCGAGCAGCUGGGCAAACCCAAGAAGAAUGAGAGUUGGUGGGGGAUAGCGUGUGGAGUGUUUAGGAUGCUGAGAAAAAACUACGGUUGUGUACGAGUUGAUUUCAACCAGCCCUUCUCUCUAAAGGAGUACCUGGAUACCCAGAGGAGCCGUCAUAUUCCCCCACCGGUGUCUCUGGAAAAUGCCUUGAUGCCAUACAUCAUUUCUGCACAGCCUGAUGGUCAGUUUGAAGAGCAAGAAGAGGAGGAGAUGGACAGAGAGGUUCCCGAUGAGCUCUUUAGGCGACAUCUCAUCAACAACCUGGCCAAGCAUGUCCUCUUCACUGCUAACAAAUCAUCAGCGAUCAUGUCAACUCACAUUGUGGCCUGCCUGCUUCUGUACCGACACAGACAGGGGGUUGUUUUGUCCAAGCUUGUAGAAGACUUCUUCAACAUGAAGGAAGAGAUCCUGUCCAGGGACUUUGACCUGGGUUUUUCUGGGAACUCUGAGGAUGUGGUCAUGCGUGCCCUCCACCUCCUGGAAAAAUGCGUCAACGUGACCAGCAGCGCCAAUCGCAACGGAGAAUUUACCAUCUCACCCAACCAAACUGUACCUGCGCUUUUCGAGCUCAACUUUUACAGCAAUGGCCUUUUCCAUGUCUUCAUUCCUGAUGCAGUCAUUGUCUGCAGCAUCCUGUCACUGCAGCGAGAGUUGAUGACAGAGUCUGCUCACCCACCUAAGGAUCGCAGCAGCCUUCUGCUCAGUCAGGAGCGACUCAUCCACAAGGCUGCAGGUCUCUCCCAGUUCCUAACCAAUGAGGUGGCUGUGGCACCACCCUGCCAGACUAUUUACCAAGUUUUGAACGAUGCAGUGACCCGACUGAUCCAAUAUGGGGUGCUCUAUGUGGCAGAAGAGGACCAGGAGGAACUUAGCUCCAGCCCAACAGAAGAGCCCUGGCCUAAAAAGUUCUCUGAGCCCCUCUCCUGGAGAAGCGACGAAGAGGACGAAGACAGCGACUUUGGAGAGGAGCAGCGAGAUCGCUACUUAAAGGUGAGCCUCUCAGCUGAGCACCAGGAGUUCUUCAUCUUCCUUCAACGACUACUGAGUCCGGUGCUGGAGGCCUACAGCGGAGCUGCAGUUUUUGUUCACAGUUUGAGUCAGCCUGUGCCUGAGUCCGACUACACCCUGAGGCUCUUCAAAUACCUCCUCACGCGAACAGAGAGAGGAGUGGCUGCUUAUGGUGAAAGUGCAACUCAUUAUCUGGUUAAGAACACAGUAAAGACAUUCAAAGAGCUUGGGGUCCUAAAGGAAAGAAGAGAGAACAGAGUAACAGUUCUGGAGCUCAGCAGCACAUUUCGACCUCAGGCCAACCGGAAUAAACUCCUUCAAUACAUCUUGAGCUUCACCCUUCUGUGACUGGGGCAACUUUAAGACCCCAGUGUCCUCACAUUGUAAAGGGCUUCUGCUGGUUACUUCAAAACAAUCCCAGGUGCUAGUCUGUGGAAAGCUUUUACCAGGAAGUGCCUUCAUGCAACGGCCGCUAACUAUUCGCUGUCAGCUGGAAGAGACUUGAAGCCAGUCUUCCUCCUUUUCUUUCCAGCCAGCCGAUAGCAGGCAUGUACAAAUAUCUGAAGAGGUACCUCCAGGAAUCCCGACUCCCUUGGUAACAUACUUUAAAUGUUUUAAGGUGGUCAAAAGCUCUUAAGUGUAAAAAAAAUCGACAGAUAAGAUCAAGCAAGCGAGAAAAUUAUGAUCAAUUUUACUGCAAUCUGAACAUAGAGAGCUGCCUUUUCUAUGUAUAAAGGAAACAAACAAAAUAUGCAUAGGAAUUAACAAACAGGAUCAUUUUAUGUUUUCUGCUUGUAUGUGAAAGCUGCUAAAAUUUCUUUAGUGCACUCUAGGUAUCGACUAUACAGAAAAUAACAAAAUGUAGUUCCAUGCAAAGUUUGUUUUUAAAAGCAAAUUCCUGUACAUAGAUCACGAGAGCAGUAUCUCGGUUGUAGUGCUUAUAUAUCUUGGAGUCAUAAACAACUAACGUUCUCAUAUCUGUCCAAGAAUUGAGGACAGCCGAGAGAUGGCGUCCCAGCUACAAUGUGUAAAUAUUUGGGUAUUUCUUAACAAAAAUAUGUUAAAAUCUCUCUGUACCGCCAAGGUCAACAGUUCUGUACAGUUUCAGUUAUCAAAGCAUUCAGCUUUACAGAAAUACAGAAAAUAUCUUCAUAAAGUCGCUUUCUUUCAGUAAUUCAAAAAGUGACAUUCAUAUGUAAAUUCAUUUCACACAGAGUGAGAUUUUAGGUGUUCAUUUCUGUUAGUUUUAGUGAUUAUGGGUUUGAGCUAAUAAAAUUCAGUUUCUCAGAAAAAAUGCAAAAUUAGCUAAGACCAACAACUAAAGAUAUUUUAUACGGAGAUGUCCAUGUACUAUGCAGUAUAUGCAUAGUACCAAGUCCUGCAGGAAAAAAAAAAUCAUUUCCAUAAAGCUUUAAAACAGAGGGAAGCCUGUAGAGCAUUAAAAUGUCCCGGUAUACGACUGCGGUCGAGCAGUAUUGAAAGAUGACUUGACUCCCCAAAUCAUCACUGACUGUUAAAACUUUAUACUGGACCACAAGCAGCAUGGAUUCUGUGCCUGUUCACUCUUCCCCUUAUCUAAAAAGUGGACCUUGAACCACUGAACAACAGUCCAGUCCUUUUUCUCAUUGAGCCCGGGUAAGGCGGUUCUGGCGUAUCUGGUUCAGGAACAGCUUAACUCAAGAAAUGAACUCAAAAACUCCUCAUUUUUAUUGGUCUGGAGUUUUCAUUAGUUGUUAUCUAUAAUAAUCAAAACUAACAGAAAUAAACAACAGAGAUCUAUAUAUCAGUUUCACUUCUUGAAUCGAGCUGAAAUAAACCAACUUUUUAAUGAGUUUCUCAUUUACGGAGAUGCACCUGUAUUAACUCAUCAAAUGCAAUCAGCAGUGUACCCGCUGGAGGUGGUUUCCUGAAAUCCCUGACACUUAAAGUUAAGUGCAUUAAUCCACUGUUCUCUUUAAGUGCAUUCACUUACACUUUUACCAAGACUUUUAUUCAUUAAGGAUCUUUUUGCAACAACUUUCCAAUGAAUGUUACAUCACACAGCACUUAAAAUAAUCAACACCAGCCAUCGCAACCACGUGGAUUUAAAUGCAACCACCUCAGAAACUCCUUGAAGGGAAAUAUUUGAGUGCAACACAAUCUUUGUUUACCCCCAUGUUCUGAGCAACCAUUGCUGAAUGAGCUGCUUUCUCCCCAUUUGUUGGACAUUUAUAAAAGCUGGUGAAAAUAGAUGAUACUUGUCAGGUUUUUUGAAGACAAAAAAGAUGUCGAACUAACGUGUGGGGCAGGGAUAGUAACAAAUGCAGCUGCCAUUUUAGUGUUUUUGGCUGUUAAAUUAGCAAAUAUUCAGACAAAGAUGUAAUGAAAUCGUUGCAUCAAAGGUUGUCAGAAACACUUUAAAUACGGAGCAUUUCCGUUUUUGCUCAGAGCAUGAAAAAAAGACAGCAAAGUAAAGCAAUUCAAUUCAAAGCUACACUGUACUAUAUUGCUGCAUGUAAAUGCAAAACAACCAAGGUUUCUGCUUAUUUUGUAUACAAAGAUGAAAAUGUUAAUCAUUUGUUUUCCCUGACUAAUUCAGAAUUUAAAUAGGUUUUGAAUAUAAACAUCAGUGUAAAAUAUCCUUCAUGUUGUGUUUGCAUGUAAAAAAGCUGAAAGAGGAAUGAGUUUUUUUUGUUGUUUUUUUUUUUAAAGGGUCAAAGAAAGUUUGAAUCAUUUCUGUGGUUUUUGGUUUAGAGUGUACAAGGACUCGGACUCAGACAAGUAUUUGUGAGAACUGGCUUCAUUUUUGCUGGUUAUUUGUCUGUUUGAAUGUUAUUUUCUGUGUGAGUGUGUGAACAUACACCUAAAUUGCAUUUUUGCUUAUUUUAAAGUCUGUUCUACUGUAUGUACAAAUGAAUCAUUGUGAAAUUUAAAAUAGCUUUAGAUUUCUUAAAGGAAAUCUACACCAUGUUGAAGGACAGGCCAGUAUGUGACGUCAAUGGGAAUGUGAUGCGAACUGGUGAAAGCGAGUCAGGCUGUUACAAACCCACCUCGGCUGAGAUCAAACCACUGUCCAGGCUGCACUGUACACUUCCGCUGGUCACCACUGACUUCAAAUUGAACCCUGCUCCACCUGAAGAUGAAAUCUUACCUUAAAAGGAGGGAUUUACAGUGUUGGAACGACUUAUUUAUUGGAGUAAAGGCUAUGUGAAUGUGUGAAUCUGUCUGUAAAGGUGAAAAGCUCAGUUUGGUUUUUGUGUUUAUGAACUGUGGGAGUUGAUGCUACUGGAACUUCAUUAACAGCAUCUCACUAUAAUUCUUCAGCGUAAAACAUGCCUGUAAAUGGGGAGCAGUUGCCUUUUUUUCCUCUGUAGUUUUCUCUGGUUUUGUUUUUCUGAUUUUGUGCAUGUGAACAUUUUUCAUGUAGGAAUCUGAAACAAAGCUGUAGAUUGUAACUUAAACCGACGCGUAGAAGAAAAUCUGAAGUUUCUUUGUGAGAAUCACCAGCUACUACAGUUUUUAUUUGAUGUUGCUUAAUUGAUGCAAAGCACAAAUGGCAUUAUUAGAUUAUGUUUUUAAAUAAAUUAACAAUAGAAUAACAA
This is a messenger RNA of Girardinichthys multiradiatus, 5982 nucleotides long. RefSeq names its product glycerol-3-phosphate acyltransferase, mitochondrial (gene gpam). Bases 275 to 2749 code for a protein of 824 amino acids. The transcript has 21 exons. Gene Ontology annotation, molecular function: glycerol-3-phosphate O-acyltransferase activity. Gene Ontology annotation, biological process: phospholipid biosynthetic process. Gene Ontology annotation, cellular component: plasma membrane; mitochondrial membrane. NCBI's taxonomy places the organism in Eukaryota, Metazoa, Chordata, Actinopteri, Cyprinodontiformes, Goodeidae. The record is from RefSeq and is a predicted model, not a curated record.